AACCCCAUCACCCAACACAACUCUAUUCACAAUGGCCACCGAGCAGACCUUCAUCAUGAUCAAGCCUGACGGCGUUCAGCGUCAGCUCGUCGGAGAGAUCAUCGGCCGAUUCGAGCGCCGAGGAUACUCCCUCGUCGGUAUGAAGAUGGUCCACGCUUCCAAGGAGCACAUCGAGAAGCACUACGAGGACCUCGCCGGCAAGCCCUUCUACCCCGGUCUUUGCAACUACAUGUCCUCCGGCCCCGUCGUUGCCAUGAUCUGGCAAGGAAAGGACGUCGUCAAGCAGGGUCGAGCCCUCCUUGGUGCCACCAACCCCUUGGCCUCUGCUCCCGGUACCAUCCGUGGUGACUUUGCCAUUGACGUUGGACGCAACAUCUGCCACGGUUCCGACGCCGUGGACUCGGCAAAGAAGGAGAUUGCCCUCUGGUUCGGUGCUCAGGACGGUGCCAUCUCUUACAAGAGGGCCAUCGACCAGUGGAUCUACGAGUAAACUUGUUCGACUGCAUCCUGUUGGUCUUUGAGUGUCACUCUUGCGUAGAAGCUUCUUGGAAUAACAUACAUUUGUCCGAG
Messenger RNA from Microstroma glucosiphilum, 570 nucleotides. RefSeq names its product nucleoside diphosphate kinase. Lineage: Eukaryota; Fungi; Basidiomycota; Exobasidiomycetes; Microstromatales; Microstromataceae. Gene Ontology annotation, biological process: UTP biosynthetic process; GTP biosynthetic process; CTP biosynthetic process. Bases 32 to 490 code for a protein of 152 amino acids. The record is from RefSeq and is a predicted model, not a curated record. The transcript has 4 exons. Gene Ontology annotation, molecular function: nucleoside diphosphate kinase activity.